UAAUGUAGAGCAGCCUUUUACGAGCAAAGCUUGAUGAAGUAAUAAAGAAUUAUGUCAUCUCUAAUGAAAUUACUUUUCAUUAUUGUAAUUUAUGUCAAUCAAUGUACAAGCGACACCUGUACAACCAAUACUUGCAACGUAAAGGAAGCUACGAAUAAAUACUCUAAAGAUGCGAAUGGCAAGUACGAAAAAUAUCUGUCUGCGAUUGAAGCGGCUGAAACCAAUUACAAAGAAUGCGACUUAAACAAGUGCAAGUGCUUAGCUAACGUCAUAACGAGAGACUUGAGUACAUUCGCCAAACACGGCAUUGACGAAAAGUUGAUUGAAGCAGCAAGACCUAGAGGUACGUUCUAUCAGGUGAUCAAUGGUAAAUUGUACAGAGAGAAAAAUUGUAUGUUCCCAUCAAGGUGUAUUGGUAUAGAGUAUUUCAUAACUAAAGUUAUCGCUAAUGUUUCCGAUAUCAGUAUGGUUAUCAAUACGAGAGACUAUCCGCAAUCGAGUAAACAUUUUGGCGAAGCGUUACCUGUUUUUUCUUUUAGUAAGACUUCGCAGUACUACGAUAUAAUGUAUCCGGCAUGGGCUUUUUGGGAAGGUGGCCCAGCUAUCAAAUUAUAUCCACGUGGAUUGGGUCGAUGGGAUCAGCACAGGAAAUCUUUGCACGAGGCCAAAGAGAAAUAUCCUUGGGAAACGAAAGUAUCCAAAGUAUUUUUUCGUGGCUCGAGAACCAGCUCUGAAAGAGAUAACUUAGUUCUACUUAGCCGUGCUAAGCCUCAACUCGUUGAUGCUCAAUACACUAAAAAUCAGGCGUGGAAGUCAGAGAAGGAUACGCUAAACGCGCCAGCCGCCACGGAAGUCUCGCUAGAGUCCCAUUGCGCUUAUAAGUAUCUGUUUAAUUAUCGCGGCGUCGCUGCAUCGUUUAGACACAAACACUUGUUCCUCUGUGGCUCUCUUGUCUUUCACGUUGGCGAGGAAUGGACAGAAUUUUAUUACGACGUUAUGAAGCCUUGGAUUCAUUAUAUUCCUGUACCGAGUCAUGCUACACAAGAUCAACUAGAAGAACUGAUUCAAUUUGCUAUAGAUAAUGAUGCUAUCGCUAAGAAAAUCGCUGAUAGAGGACGGAAUUUUAUUUGGAAAAAUCUCAAAUUAUCCGAUGUAAUGUGCUAUUGGAAAAAGCUGCUCAAGCGAUACUCCAAACUUUUCAAAUUUAAACCAAUGUUCGAUACCAAGUUGUUACAAAUUUCAGGUACUUAAGAAAGCUCUAUUCGGGAGAUUAUAACUGUGACACUCAAAGAUCUCUCUCUUUUUCAACGUUAAUAUGUUUUAUAAUUCAACGUGUCUUGAGAAAUUAUGUAUUAAGAAAGCAUUCUCGUGAUACUCAGUCAAGUUUCCAUUUUUAUAUACUAAAAGGGACGGGGUGAGCAAAAAUAAAAAAGUUUUAUUUUAGUGGAAGAUAACAAAAAUGAAAUUUAUAAAACAAAACAAUAUAAAAGGCAUAAGAACUCCGUAGAGAAAAGCCUGAAGUAAAUUAACAAGUAAAAUAUAUAAAACUAAGUGCUUUUAUAAACAAACUUUUACAAAUCCGUUUGCGGGCAAAGGAACUGGCCUGCCGCGCGCCCUGGAUGUAAUUGACCCGGAACCAAAUAAAAACUGUCCGCGGUGCGUCUCACUCGAGCCGCCACAGCAGCCUUGCAAGGGUAACCUCCCUCGUUAGGCCUUACACGCCACAGAGUUUGACCACAUCCCCGCUUACUCGAACUCACGCUCUUUCACUCGUUAUUACGCUCAAUAGACUACACCGGCCCUCAGGUCAACUUUGCAGCUUAUCAUUACCGUCCCUGGACAAUCUACAAUACCCGGAAGUUGAACUUCUCGCGAGGUCUAACGACCUCCAAGAGUCGAGGCUCUUGAAAGGAGCUACGCUUUUCCCUAAUUACUCUACGUGCUUAAACGUUUUUCGCUCAAACGCGUUGAGUUUUUCUGGUUAGUAUCAGUAACAGCGAGGUGGAUACUUUUAUUUCGCACGGGCCACGCGUCUUCUGGAGUUUUCUUCUACCGCGGCACGUUAACCAACAGGUGUUAGCGAUUAUCGCACGCUGUUUGAAAAUUCCUAAUAUUAUUAAAAAAAAUUUUUUUAUUUUAGGCCUUUUCUCAAC
This is a messenger RNA of Phymastichus coffea, 2153 nucleotides long. Its product is annotated as O-glucosyltransferase rumi homolog. Gene Ontology annotation, cellular component: endomembrane system. The record is from RefSeq and is a predicted model, not a curated record. Gene Ontology annotation, biological process: positive regulation of Notch signaling pathway; protein O-linked glycosylation. Bases 52 to 1251 code for a protein of 399 amino acids. Gene Ontology annotation, molecular function: UDP-xylosyltransferase activity; UDP-glucosyltransferase activity. The transcript has 7 exons. Lineage: Eukaryota; Metazoa; Arthropoda; Insecta; Hymenoptera; Eulophidae.